Messenger RNA from Melampsora larici-populina 98AG31, 562 nucleotides. RefSeq lists its product as uncharacterized. The record is from RefSeq and is a predicted model, not a curated record. The transcript has a single exon. Bases 265 to 417 code for a protein of 50 amino acids. Lineage: Eukaryota; Fungi; Basidiomycota; Pucciniomycetes; Pucciniales; Melampsoraceae.
GCAAUCCAAAACUGAUGAAUUAAAAAAAUAACAAAAAACAACAAUGUCAAAUGCUAAAAGAAAAUGCCAUACAUAAUAACUUUAAUCCUUUCAUGUGUAUUUUUUUUUAUUUUUUUAAAAAAACUUCCAAUCAAUUUUUUUUUAAAAUAAACACAAAAAUGAUUGAUUGAUUGAUUAAAUAGAAAAAACAAAACCCAACAAAAACUUGUGCAUAUGAUUUUUUUUUCAAUGAUUUAGAAAAAAAAUGACAACAAAAAAAAAGAAAUGCGAGAGAAAAGAAAAGAAAAGGUAUAUGAAAAAACGAGAUAUAUAAUCUAUUUUUUUGGGAUGCGGAAGGGGUUGAUUCAAGUAGGUAUCCAAAUUCAAGAUAACUAUGAACAACAUAUACAUAAAUCACAACUAGAUAAAGAAACAUAAACAGAAACAUAAAUAUAAAUCAAAAUGAAGAGAGAAAGAGAAAGAGAUAGACGACGACGACAAAAUUGAAUGAUUUGCGAAUUGCUUUACUAAUUGCUUACUACUGAUAUUUUAACGAGUUUUCCUUCCACCAAAAUGUGUGAUA